Messenger RNA from Gregarina niphandrodes, 1392 nucleotides. RefSeq lists its product as hypothetical. The transcript has a single exon. Gene Ontology annotation, biological process: RNA splicing. The coding region runs from base 1 to 1392 and encodes 463 amino acids. Gene Ontology annotation, cellular component: precatalytic spliceosome. The record is from RefSeq and is a predicted model, not a curated record. Lineage: Eukaryota; Apicomplexa; Conoidasida; Eugregarinorida; Gregarinidae.
AUGGGGCCUGGGAUAUAUAGGCAGGACUAUCGACAGAAACCUUCUAGAGACACCAGUCUUGCCUCUUCCAAUAAUAAACCAGAACCCGACCAGACACAGGGCCGGGAGCCCCCACGAAACAACGACUAUGUCCGAGAUAGCGAGCGAGAAUACAUAAGGACCGGCGGCCGAAGGGGGGCAGGCGACCGAGAUCGGUCAGGCCGGGGCCGGUCGGACCGAGACAAGGGAUGGACCCAGGAUUAUGGCCGAGAGGAACUAAGGCGUGGAGAGGGUGACUACCGACGGUAUCGGGAUGGGUUCCAAGACGGCUGCCGGAGUCCGGCGGGCAGUUACCGCGAGCAAUCCGCGGACGGCGCUAGUCGCUACCGGGAAGGAGGCGCCCGCAGGUUCUCAGAUAAGAACACCCCCUCCUACGCAACCGGACCUUCCUCGGCCAAGGCGUACUCUACCGGCCCUUACGGAACGGGAACGUAUUCGCGAAACAACCCCGCAGAAGGCCCGCGGCAGGCCGAGCGACAGGCGGAGCGCAGAGAGACCCGGUUUGACUUGAGGGAUAAUACUCGAGGCAACACUCGAGAUAGCGCGCGAGAGAACGCGCGAGAAAGGGACACAUCUCGCGAGGGUAGCUUGGAGCCAGGGGUGGGUCGAAACCGCCCUAGCAUGCCUCUUCGCAGACGAAACCCAGCCGACCCUCGUAGCGAGGACCUUCGUCGCGAAGACUUUCGGCGCGAGGAGUUUCGGCGGCCUGCCGUGGACGGGCGGAGGUACGAGUCGACCGGUCGGGGGCAGGAAAAAGAGCGGUCGCGCAAGACAGUCGAAAACGUUGCGUCCACAGUCCCAGACGGCGCAGCGGGGGACGGCGGGCGGGUGCACACGCGUGUGCACAAACGUGUGUCCGAGCAAGGUCCAGGGUAUUGGCGGCGCGUGACACCGGCUAGGACUCGGCAGGACGACUCUUCGGAGGCGGAUGAGUCCGAGACGGAGGACCCGCGCGCGGCCCGGCGGCGGAUGCUGAAGAAGUUGCGUGAGGAGGCCGAUGGAGCCGAAGAAACGGCGCCGGACGUGCAGGCAUCGGAGGCCUGGCAGCGAAUGCUCAAGGAGCGUGAGGCCUCCACCGCACCCCGUCCCGCACCCGACAGCGAAGACGACGACGGCGAAGGCAUGGACAUCAGCGACAACGAAGACCGGCCGGCCGAAGAUGCGCCGCGCACUGCCGAAGAUGAGGUGCUUCUCAGCAUGAUGGGCUUUGCCUCCUUCGACUCCAGCAAGGGCAAGACGCACCAAGGCCAAGACGUCGUCGAAGGCGGAGUUCGCAAGACAACCAAACGCAAAUAUCGACAGUACAUGAACAGGAAGGGAGGCUUCAACCGACCCCUCUCACCCGUCUUCUAA